Ectocarpus siliculosus is the source of this 2085-nucleotide messenger RNA. The record is from the annotation of a GenBank genome assembly. NCBI's taxonomy places the organism in Eukaryota, Phaeophyceae, Ectocarpales, Ectocarpaceae.
AUGCGCGACGACAGCGAGUUCUACCUCGAGAUGGAGCGAAAGAAGGAGGCCGGACCAACGUACACUAGGGACAGCGACAUGGUAGGCCUCGGAAAGGUUUCCACAAGAAAGACGGCGAAGCGGGACGGCAGCGGCGGCGGCGGAGACGCCCUCGCCUUCUACCUCCGCACCGUCGCCAAGGUGGACCUCCUCAAGCCCCACGAAGAGAUAGUGCUCGGGCGGCAGAUCCAGAAGGGCGUUUCCUAUGAGAACACCCGGGAUCACCUCCAGCUCAUGCGCGGCUACGAGCCUUCCGAGGAGGAGUGGGCGGUAGCUCUCGGCAUGGACCGGGAGGAGCUGGUGAAGGAGCUCAGCAGGGCGAGCAAGGCAAAGAUGGCCAUGCUGGCCGCGAACCUGAGGCUCGUCGUCAGCGUCGCCAAGCGGUACCGCUUCCAGAAGCUGAGCUUCCAGGACCUUAUACAGGAGGGGACGUUCGGCCUCGUGAAGGCGGCGGAGAAGUUUGACCCCGAGAGGGGGUUCAAGUUCUCCACCUACGCCACGUGGUGGAUCAAGCAGAGCAUCAUGCGGGGCAUCGCCGACCAGAGCCGAAUUAUCCGGCUGCCGGUGCACGUGCACGAUUUCCUCAACCGGGUCCGCAAGGCCACGCUCGAGAUGACGGAUAAGAACGGAAAGCUUCCCACCGACGAUGAGCUUGCCGAGCAUCUGGAGGUUUCGGCGGUUAGAAUUCAGUACUACCGCGACGCCGCUCAGGCGACCCUGAGCAUGGAGGCCCCUCGGAACAUCGCUUCCAAGACUUCAACCUCCCCUGGCAAGAAGGUGGAAAUGGGGCAAGGUGUCUCUGGUCCGGAGAAGACUCCCGACAAGCAGGCGCAGAGCGAUGUCAUGAAGCAGAAGGUCACGGAGCUGCUGAUGACGUUGAGCAUCAGGGAGCAAGAGGUGGUGAAGGCGCGCUUCGGCCUUGGCGGGGCCCUUCCCCGCACGCUGGAGGAGGUCGGGCGGGACUUCCGGCUGACGCGAGAGCGAGUGCGGCAGAUCGAGGCCCGCGCUCUGCACAAGCUCCGGCAGCCGUACCGAAACUACCGCGUCCGGGACUUCAAGCUGGACCAGAUGCUGGUCCAGGCCGGGGUGCUCGGCCCGCCGAAGGGGGCGAUCAAGGCGGCGAGGCAGGCGGUAGCGGAGGCGGAGGCGGCCGCUAAGAGGAACGAGGUGGCGCUGGUGCACCAGCGGAUGGGCACUGCGCCCGGAGGGGGUAAGCCCGCCGGGGACGUGGGGAUCACCUCAGAGCUGCAGUCCAUCCUUGGCUCGAAGGGCAAGGAGCCGGAGGAGGAGAAGGAAGGAAGUUGGGGGGAGCUGUCUAGUAGUAGCAGACAACAGCCUUUGCUGGAUGUCGGGCUGAGCGUGGGUGCCGGGGGUGCGAGCGUCGGCCGCAGGCCGAGGGGGAGACCAGCCAACGAGAUGUUGCUGCGAAAGAGGCUGCGGCAAGAAGUGGCGGAAGAGGAGGGGGAGGAGGAGGAGGAGGAAAAGGAGGAGGAGGAAGAUGAUGCGUUCUUGUUCGAGGACGAGUUCGCGAACGAGCUUGACAAGCACCUCGAUGACGAUUUCGAAGACGACUUCGAAGACGAUCUCGCCGCCGCUGUUUUCGGGAGCGAAGGGAAGUCGGGGUCGAGGGGGGGAAAGGUGUCGAUGGACGCCGUCCGGACGCUCAACAAGGCGUGGACGAACACGGCGAACAGCUCGCCGAGAGAGGCCGCCGACCAGCUGUCGAUGAUGGGCGUGGCGCCGAGGUCAGCGGACGAGGAGGAGCAGCAGCUGCUCUCGACCCUCGACUCGCUUAACCUGCUAGACGACGACGACGACGUGGGGGGCCGGGCGGGAGCGGGGGUGUCGGAGUCGAAGGAGGCGAUGGACAGACUCCAGAACGAGAUGAAGAACCGGACCAUCGAAGGUGGAUGGCGGGGUGGAGUUCGGUUUUACGAUUGUCGAAAAGAGCGAAUAGCGGGUGUGGACGCGUUCUCUGGUUGGAUGGAUGUGUCUUGCGAUCGAUGCGACUGGCUUCCGUCCCAUUACGUUUCUGGCCUUCCCUGA